UCUUUUGAAUGCGGCAUAUUUGAGUUAUUUUGAACGCGGCAUAAUUUUAUGACGUGGUGACUCAAAUGACGUCACCGCCGUAACAAUCACAUUGGAAUCAAAACAGUGGAACGCUUAUGCAUCAAACGGUGCGGUCGUUCCAUUUAAAAUAAAAUAAUCUCUCACGCGCACAAUCAAAUAAUCCAAACCCAGUCCAGACAACUACGCAAAAACUGUCCGUCUGUGUGUAUAACCUGUAGCUAACAGCAAGCAAACGCCUCUGGCUUUUGAUUUGAGAACUGUUUGCAAAGUGUUUGGUGACAGGAGGGGUGGUGUUCAAUUACCGUCCAGCUCUAGAUCUUAGCUCAUCCUUUGCAAAUAACUCUGCAUGAUCUAACCAGCACACUGUCUGUCAUCCCAAGACCACCUGCCACUCCAGGUCCAAUACACACCCCAGACUGGGACCCUAUGGAGGAGCAGAGGAACCAGUUGCCUCAGCCACUAUAGUGUUUGUGUGUGUGUAUGUGACAGAAAAAGACCCAGCCAGCUCCUGCAAUAGAAACACAUAAUCAGGUCCAUGUGAAGAGCCCUUUACAAUCCACAUCCCAGAGCAGAGCACACACUGGAUUACUCAUCUGUCCCCUGUGGGAGCUCUGCUCCCAAUACACACCAGUCUGUUUGACCUGACAAACACACACACACUAUACACACACACACACACACACAGGGGGACCACCAUAGACUCAGGCAGAGAAGGAUAGACAUACCUCCACACCACACUAAUAAUGUUAUACACAUUCUUGACAAACUUAAUUACACUAAUACGAUAAUCUGGCCAUGGGGUGCCCUUCUAAAGUUACAGAGGGGUUGAGGAGACAGUUGUUAAUGAGUGAGAGGAAAAUAUCUGUCUGUCUGUCUGUCCAUCUGUCUGUCUGUCAGUGAUGUCCAUCAAUUUAUGCCUUUAGAUCAAACAAGACUAGUGCUCCAAUUAGAACAAUAUUAGAUAAUGAAAACUAGAUCAUCAUCCCAGACCCAGACAUAGCUUUAUUUGAUAAAUAAUGCAAAGUUUAGGCUCAAACUGUUUAGAUUUUUAAUUAAAUAAUUCAAGAAUUGACAUAGCCUACUGGAAGCCUAUCAAAGACGUUUGGACUGAAUGACACUGAGGGUGAUACCGCUUAGAUGUCCAUUAGAGAGAGAUUAUCACGUAAUGAAUUACCUUUAUAAGGCACCUCUAUCUGCUAAUCUAUUGGCGUCUAAUCCACCCAUGUUUCAGAUGAAAAUGGGGACAUUAAAAACGAAAUGUGUGUUUUCCUUUCAUGUACGAGGGUCAUCUUUACUGGUCGAUGUGGUGGUGAUGGGUGUGAUAGGUGAGUGAGUGGAGGUGGGGGUUGAGACCAGGUAUCAGGCAGAGGCUAUUAGUCCUUAAAUGGGGCGUUACUUUGUAGCGUCUCCCGCGCAUCCACUGUCUUUGAUGUUGGUCACCACCCCUUUGGACACGUGAAGUGUCCGUCGGGAUGUCACAGCGGGGCUACUAUAUAUAAAGGUGGUCAGUCCUUGUCCUCCUCCAUCGCAACAACGCUACAGGAUUUUACUCUCAUCUCUUUCAGAAAUGGCAUAUUUCCCAAUUUGGCUGCUGUGCGCCUGUGCGAUACUUUCUCUGACGCAUGGCUUCAAUCAGGAGAACCUGAAAGAGGCUAUGCUUCAGAGGCUUGGACAGAAGGAACUCCCAAGGAUCCAUAAAAGGGACUUGGAGAACCUGGUCGUUCCUGGCCACAUCAGAAACAAGUACCUGUCCCUGCUGAAGCUGCACCACGAAAGGAGACGCCGCUCUCUGCCCAGCCUAGCAGGUAUCCUCAGGAGGAUAUCCGGAAACGCAGAUAUAUCGGGGGAGAUUCUUUACUCUGACGCCACCAGAGAGCGGUUGGUUUUCGACAUGGAGGCCAGGGUCCCGGCCAACAGCGAGGUGACCAUGGCGGAGCUCAGACUCUACCAGAACGCCCCUCAUAAACUGCCCCUGGCCGGGAUGAAGAGCCAAAAGCCGGACAACAACGCCCGGGUCAGCAUCUACUGGGUGGAGGUUCUAGAGAACGGCGCCAACCGCUCCUCACUGGUAGACUCAAGGUUGGUGCCAAUCUACGAGACCGGGUGGAAGGGUUUUGAUGUGACGCAGGCGGUACACUACUGGUCGAAGGGACGUCGCGAGGCGCCACUGCGCCUGGAGCUGCGGGUCGAGGGCGAGAGACCAGGAAGCUACGCAGCCGAGAUGGCCAAGAGUGUGCGCUUUACCGCGCAGGACCCCUCUGACCAGACCACGGGAAAGCCUGAGCUUCUUCUCUACACCUUGAACCUGGAGGAAUAUGGUUCCCGCGGUGACUGCCAGUCCAGCAAGCCGAACGGCAUGUGCUGCAGAGAAGACCACUUCAUCAACUUCCGGGAGCUAACUUGGACCCAAUACUGGGUAAUCGAACCUGCGGGCUACCAGGCCUUCCGAUGCACAGGAGGGUGCAAGCAGCCAAAGCGUCAUUAUGGCUACGGAGAACGGCGGUGCGCGGCCACGGAGAACGCGCCGCUACCUAUAAUGUACCUGGUGAAAAAAGGAGACUACACGGAGAUAGAAGUGGCCGAGUUUCCCAACAUGAUAGUGGAGAAGUGCAGAUGUACAAUGGACAAUGUAUCUGUUUGAGAAUGAGGAAUGGGUGCUCUAUCCCUCAAUACAGAGACACCGAGAGAUGCGAGUGCGACUCGGUGACGCACAGUACUUUUUUUCUUCAAACUUCAAUUAUUAUAGGCUAAAAAGGAGAUCUCUUGUUGGUGUGAAUAUUUGAGACAACGGGUAUAUUAGCCGAUCAUUUGUUUUUUGAGCACUUAAAUGUAAAUACGUAGCCUAAUUUAUAUUGCCCAUGCAUGCAUUUAUACUCCUCACAUGACAAAACAAGAUAAAAAGGCAUAAUAUGAAUUAAUUGCACAUUUUCAAAGUAUAUUAAUACAUGUAUUUUUCUUCCACAAAUCCUUUACACAUUGUCACUUCAUUGGUUCAUCUGUUGUCUAUGGGUUUGUCUAUUGAGGGAGAGCGAGCCAGUGUGAAUAAACA
Molecule: messenger RNA, 3070 nt
Organism: Coregonus clupeaformis (lake whitefish)
Lineage: Eukaryota; Metazoa; Chordata; Actinopteri; Salmoniformes; Salmonidae
Product: left-right determination factor 2
Exons: 5
Coding region: 1589-2662 (357 amino acids)
Biological process (GO): BMP signaling pathway; SMAD protein signal transduction
Cellular component (GO): extracellular region
Molecular function (GO): cytokine activity; transforming growth factor beta receptor binding; growth factor activity
Source: RefSeq, a predicted model, not a curated record